Molecule: messenger RNA, 1152 nt
Organism: Eutrema salsugineum
Lineage: Eukaryota; Viridiplantae; Streptophyta; Magnoliopsida; Brassicales; Brassicaceae
Product: AP2-like ethylene-responsive transcription factor At1g79700
Exons: 8
Coding region: 73-1059 (328 amino acids)
Biological process (GO): regulation of DNA-templated transcription
Molecular function (GO): DNA-binding transcription factor activity; DNA binding
Source: RefSeq, a predicted model, not a curated record
UAUGCUCAUUAAAAGUUUGAAACCCUCUUUUCACCAUUGUCGCUCCUCAUUCAUUCUUCUCUCUUACCGGGAAUGGCAAAAGUCUCUCAGCGGAGCAAGAAGACAAUCGUCAACGACGAAAUCAGCGAUAAAAAAGCGGUUGCGGUUGCGUCUGUGUCUUCGUCCGCUUUCCUUAAAUCAAAACGCAAACGGAAGCUGCCGCCCCAAAACGCUCCACCUCAACGCAGCUCCUCCUACAGAGGCGUGACAAGGCAUAGAUGGACGGGGAGAUACGAAGCGCAUUUGUGGGAUAAGAACUGCUGGAACGAGACGCAGACCAAGAAAGGACGUCAAGUUUAUCUUGGGGCAUAUGACGAGGAAGAAGCAGCAGCACGUGCCUACGACUUAGCGGCAUUGAAGUACUGGGGACGAGACACACUCUUGAACUUCCCUCUACCUACUUAUGAAGAAGACGUCAAAGAAAUGGAAGGCCAUUCCAGGGAAGAGUACAUUGGAUCUUUGAGAAGGAAAAGUAGUGGGUUUUCUCGUGGUGUAUCAAAAUACAGAGGCGUUGCAAGGCAUCACCAUAAUGGGAGAUGGGAAGCUCGAAUUGGAAGGGUGUUUGGUAAUAAAUAUCUAUACCUUGGAACAUACGCAACGCAAGAGGAAGCAGCCAGAGCAUAUGACAUCGCGGCAAUAGAGUACCGUGGACUUAACGCCGUUACCAACUUCGACGUCAGCCGUUAUCUAAAUCUACCGGAAUCGAAAAACCCUAGCGCCGCCGCAAAUCAUCUCCCGGAUGAAUCCGAUUAUUACGAUUCUAUGCCCGUUCGAAACCCAAACCACGAGCCAAGAUCACCAGACGGUCAAACUUCGUCAGAGGAUAACGACUAUACGAAAACAGAGGAGACACUCGACCCGGAAGCUAUUCCAUCUCGCCGGAGCUUUCCCGACGAUAUCCAGACGUAUUUUGGGUGUCAGGAUUCCGGCAAGUUAGCGACGGAGGAAGACGUUAUUUUCGGUGGUUUUAAUUCUUUCAUAAAUCCUGGUUUCUAUAACGACUUUGAUUAUGCGCCUUGAUAGUGUUUUGUUGAAAAGUUUUUUUUGUCCCGAAUCUCGUAUCUAAUUUUCUUUAUUGGUGGCAAUUCAUUUUAUCAUAAAGUUGUCAAAUUU